GUCUACACUCCAGCACAACUGCUCAACUGUUGCACCCACCUCAUCCCAUGCCACCCCUGCCCCACCCAACCUUGCACGAGCUAGAGCAAUGACUGGUGGCCUGAGGACAGCACCCCCAGCGCGCUGACUUUGUCCGAGUUCGACGCUUCGCCACCCCAUGCAUCACCCACCUCCCAGGUGGUUGUCGUACAAUAUCAGAUCUGGCUACCUGUACUUAUCACAUCAGGUGGUUCGUUUAAUCGUCCGCUAGCAACCCGCGCUUGGCGGCCUCGCCAUUUAGGUAACGAACUCCACGUCUUCUCUUAGCGAGCCUUACCGCUUGAAGAAGCACAAUUCGCUUACUAGUACACAGUCGUGUUCCUCCUAACUCUAUCCAGCCCAAUCCCGUCGUUCCGCUUUCUGUUAUUCCCUCGCCUUUCGCUUUCGUCCGAAAUCUCCGUUUUCCCACAGCGUUUUCCUAGCAGCACCGCUGGCGCCGUUCCGCUGCCCCCUCACGCACCCUGCCUCUCCACCCCUUUCCUCGUACCCGUUAUUACUCAGAAGCCGCGCUCACAUGAAACGAACCCCCGGCCGCGGCGGCUCAGAUGGCGUGCCGCAAGGAUUUUCCGCCACGGCCGCCGCGUCCGCCGGCGUAGGAGGCGGAGGCGCCGGUGGAGUCUUUAGUUUCCGAGAUAGGCUACGAGGAAUGGGUCGAUCGCAAUUGGCGCUGCUCCUGGUGGUGGGGACUGCGGUGAUCGCGGCGCAUCUGGUGGUCUUCACAGUGAUCAUUCGUCGCAGCUUGCAGCAGUGCCGGCCGCUGGCAGAUUCUCAAGCCGGCUGGGUAGCCGGCGAUGCAGAGGCCGGCAGUGGUGGCUCCAGCAGCAGCAGCAGCAGAUUUAGCAGUAGUGGCGUUAGCAGCUUAGCGGGGAGUGUCAAUAUCGCGGAGACGGGCAGCAGCGGCGACGGCGUUGAGCGGGGCGAAGGAAAGAAACCGCCGAGAUUUAUCCUAUACCGCAUUAUAGGGAACAACAUGCCGCCGCUGCAAUGCCCUAGCCAGCUACUAUGGAAUACGCAGUACGCGUUGCGGCACGAGGGCGAGUUGGAGGGGUGCGAGAAGCGGUGGGUGAUCAACCAGAUCGUGAACCGCACGGAGCGGGCGCUGCUCAUCGACACGCUGCUCGCGCACGGCUACCCGCUCUCCCACAUCAUCAUCCGCCGCCUCAACCUCACCAAGAUAUCGCAGCACCCGCGCGAGCAGUGGCUGGACGUGGUGACGGCGCAGAACGAGGCCCGCAACGUCGCCAUCGACGACGGCGUGAGGGCGGGCGCGCGCUGGGUGCUGCCGCUGGACGGCAACCACUUCAUCACGCAGGAGGCGUGGGCCGCCAUCCGACGGUCCGCCGACCAGGCGGAGCAGAAAGGGUACAAGUACUUCAAGAUCCCAGUGCACCGUCUGUACGCGGAGCAGAAGCCAGCGUGGCUGCACGCCAACUCCACCUUCGCCACCAUCCGCCGCUACAUCCCUCAAAUGAUUGAGAGCCAGCUCGCGUUUCGGAGUGACGCUCCCGACAGGUUCAAGGCUGGCAUGGUGUACGGCAUGCAGAACAAGCUGGAGCUGCUGCAGCGGGCGUGUGGCGUGGCGGGGGAGGCGGGGUACGAGGAGCGGUGUGGGUGCGGCGACCUGGGCAAGGAGGGGCAGCUGCACCCCUCCGACCCCGCCAUCGCUGCCAACUGCGGCUACUCCCUGCGCCUCUGGUUCUUCCCCUGCAACGGCACCGAGCCCGACAAGGUGUUCAACAAUGGUCUAUACCGCAAGAGAUUGCGCACCAAGUCCCGGCAAACCAUGCACGCUGUAAUUAAGAACCUGAUGCGCCAUCCAAAUGUCUUCUACACAUGACAAGUGGUGGAUUUCCAGUGUUAAUUUGUUGUUAUUGCCUCCCAUGUGUCACUGUGCUAGUUCACGGUACAUGCCCCAACCUUUUGGCCAAACUAGAACGCAUCC
This is a messenger RNA of Closterium sp. NIES-67, 1981 nucleotides long. NCBI's taxonomy places the organism in Eukaryota, Viridiplantae, Streptophyta, Zygnematophyceae, Desmidiales, Closteriaceae. The record is from the annotation of a GenBank genome assembly.